AUGCCUUCCCCUGGGCGGUUCUCUCGCGAUGAUUCUGCAUUGGUGUCAAUUGACCUCUCACGAUCAUCAUUUGAGGGGAAAGGAUUGAAUAUCUUCACGAAUUCGGACGUGCAGGGUUAUCAAAGCGGUAUUUUCCCCAGGUCUACCGCUAGGGGAGCAGUUUCCGGGAUGAAAUCCCGGUCUAUCAGUGGGACUUCGUAUUUUUCGAUGGCGAGCACCACAAGUACAGACAAACCUGGCUUGCAUUCCUCUCAAUCAAUGCGCCAGGCGCCAGGCGUUUAUACAAACCAAUUGAGUCAAUCUUCCCAGGCGUCCGUCAUCGAAAGCGAUAGCUCUGAAGAAAAGGACUCAACCAAUCCAGCUUCAUCAACUCGAUCCACAGGUGAUCCCUUUCAUUCAUGGGGUCGUAGCUCUUCAACACAGACUCCGCGAUUGUCGCUGCAGAUGCAUGAUAGUUCAUUCACCAGAUUACCGGGUAUAUCACAAACAAACUUGACUGGGCGGUCAUCCUUCGGUUAUGCACGAGAAAACGGCAGUUCUAUUGAUGCAGCCUCUCCGGUUUCGCGAUCAUCCUUGGAUUUCGUUUUUCGUUCCAGGACGCGGACCAGCAUGGAUCCUAUCUCUCGUGCCGCUACAAUACAAGCAGCACGUCAGGCAUUUGAGGAGAAAGAAGCAGCCAAAACACGCAAGUUUGAAGAGCAGCAAUUGAGGGCAGAGGAGAGACAAAUGAAGCGCAAAGAGAGACAAAAUCCGCGCCCGCCAGUGAAAGGUGAAGAGAGCCAGGGGCGAACCUCCACCGACGUAUUGUCCGAAAAGCCGAGUGCCGUUGAAGAGCCCGAUUACUCCCCAUCCAUAUCACAGCCUAGAUCGAAUUCGGGCUCCUGGAAAUCCCAAUCUAGGAAUAGCUGGAUGCUAUUCUUGACAUGGCUACGAACUAGAAUUUUCAAGAUGCGGCGAAGGAUGCGGAGUCUAGGCUGA
Aspergillus clavatus NRRL 1 is the source of this 978-nucleotide messenger RNA. RefSeq lists its product as uncharacterized. Bases 1 to 978 code for a protein of 325 amino acids. NCBI's taxonomy places the organism in Eukaryota, Fungi, Ascomycota, Eurotiomycetes, Eurotiales, Aspergillaceae. The transcript has a single exon. The record is from RefSeq and is a predicted model, not a curated record.